Ogataea haglerorum is the source of this 1551-nucleotide messenger RNA. RefSeq lists its product as uncharacterized. The transcript has a single exon. Gene Ontology annotation, cellular component: plasma membrane. The coding region runs from base 1 to 1551 and encodes 516 amino acids. The record is from RefSeq and is a predicted model, not a curated record. Gene Ontology annotation, biological process: transmembrane transport. Gene Ontology annotation, molecular function: transmembrane transporter activity. Lineage: Eukaryota; Fungi; Ascomycota; Pichiomycetes; Pichiales; Pichiaceae.
AUGUUUCAGACGAAUUAUUACCAACAGCAGCCCCAGCAGGCCUUCAACGCACCACCGCCUAUGUACCAUCAGCAAGGUAAUUACUUAUCCGCCAACGAGAAGCUGAACCAGAAUUAUUAUUACGAUCGCCCCCCAGCCCCUGAACCUGGUAAGGAAACCUUUGAUGAAACAUUUAAAGUCGAGAAGCCGAAGUUCCACGACGUUCCAUUCACCAUUCUGUUUCUGGCUACAGUUGCUGGGUUCUUUGUUGUUGCGGGUAUCACCUUGAGAAAUUACGCCACCUCGUAUUCGUAUGAGGGUUCCUCUAUCUAUGAUUCUGACAAUUCCUUCUCCUUGAACACCAACACCAUAAUUUUAUUUGCAUUUGUUAUUGUGGUUGCCUUGGUUCUUUCCUUGGCUACCAUCGCCGUUGCUCGUAUAUUCCCAAGGAACUUCAUUACAACUUCGUUGAUAUUGAAUGUCAUCCUAGGCUUGGGAACGUCGAUUGCUUACCUUGCAAAGGGCUACUACUCGGCAGGUAUCGUUUUUCUUAUCUUUGCCGCACUCACAGCAUUUUCGUACUGGACAAUGAGAUCCAGAAUUCCGUUUAGCGCGACCGUUCUUACAAUUAUUAUCGAUGUGAUGAAACAGUAUCCUAGUACAUGGAUCAUUACCGCAAUUGGGUUCCUCGGAAUAGGUGCUUUUUCAGCGCUCUUCUCUGCCACUGUGGUCGCCUCCUACAUGAAAUGGGGCGACGAGACCUCGGAGAGCUAUAAUCAUGCCAGACUGGUUGGACUGCUUGUUUUUGUCUUCUUUGCCGGAUAUUACAUCAGUGAAGUGAUGAAGAAUGUCAUACAUGUCACUGUGAGUGGAAUUUUUGGUACCUGGUACUAUCUUUCGAAGUCCGCCGCCGGUAUGCCAAAAUUCCAGGCUCUGGGUGCUCUGAAAAGGGCCCUGACCUAUUCAUUUGGGUCUAUUUGUUUCGGUUCGCUGAUUGUCACAUUUAUCCAGCUUUUGCGUCAAGGAGUCCAAAUUGCCCGACAAAAUGCUCUGAACAACGGGGAGGGAAUUCAAGCUUGCUUGUUGCUUUGCACUGAAUGCUUCAUUUACGUGAUCGAGUGGUUGGUGAGAUACUUCAAUCACUAUGCGUAUUCAUAUGUGGCCUUCUAUGGCAAGAGCUACCUGAAGUCUGCCAGAGACACCCAUUACAUUUUCAGCUACAAGGGAAUGGAUGCCUUGGUCAAUGAUUGUCUAAUCGGAACAGCCUUGGGAAUGUACUGCACCUUUGUUGGGUACGUGUGUGCCUUGCUGGCUUAUCUGUAUCUGAGAUUCACUAAACCGGGCUACAACGCCCAAGGCACGUAUUAUGCUCCAGUGGUUGCAUUCACGUUUUUGAUUUCCUUGCAAAUAUGCAAUAUUAUCAGUUCGGUCAUUAGAUCAGGAACGGCAACAUUUUUUUUGGCGCUCGCUAAGGACCCGGAGGUUUACCAAGUAAGCUAUCCCGAUAGGUUCAACGAAGUGUUCAGAGAUUACCCCGAGGUGCUGGAUAAGAUCCGCACGCGCGAUUACUGA